CCGGCGACUGUGUUCGGUUUCUAGGCAGAUUUUUUUCUUUUUGGAGAAGGCAGGAUUUAUUGUGUAUGGCCGUAUUUUAUAAAAUGACUGUAUUUAUAUGUAAAUGAAUGAUUUCAUAAAAUAAUUGGAUAAAACAAUAACAAAUACUACAUAUAUUUUUUUAUGUCUAAACUACUUUUCAGUAGUUAGAUAAAGAAAACCGCGUUGCCUCGCGACAGCUGGCUUUGUCAACAAGCUAACGGUUUAGCAAGUCAACUACAGGAUCUGCUUAGGCGUUGUUUUUAGUGUAUAACAAUACUAAUAAUUAUUAUAAUAAUAAUGAGUGAGCAGCUUAAGUUUAUCGUGGAACAGCUGAACCGAGAGCCGUUCAGGAAGAACUAUAAUCUGAUCACGUUUGACUCUCUGGAGCCCGCACAGCUUCUGCAGGUUCUCAGUGAUGUUCUGGUUGAAAUCGACUCGAAGCAAGCGCUUGAUAUCCGGGAAGAAAUGCCCGAGCACACGGUCAAAAGAAUGUUCGCAUUGUUGGGGAUGCUGAAAUACAAACCCCCUGGCGGCUUCUCUGAUGUGAACGUUUUUCGGCAGGGCCUGGUGACCGGCAGUAAGCCAGUGGUGCACCCCAUCCUGCACUGGCUGCUGCAGAAAGUUCCUGAGCUGAAGAAGAGGGCCUAUCUGGCUCGCUUCCUCAUCAAGCUGGACGUGCCCUCCGAGUUCCUGGCCGAUGAGGUCAUCGCUGAGGUCUACCACCAGUAUGAAGAGUUGGUUGAAGGAUUCAAGAAUUACCAUAAAGAGUGUGAACAACUGAGGAACUUUGGAUUUUCUGCAGCUGAGAUUCGACGUGAUAUUGCGGCUAUGGAGGAAGAGAAGGACCAGCUGAUUAAACGAGUGGAGCGUCUGAGAAAAAGGGUGGAGUCUGUGUCUAACCAUCAGCGCAUGUUGGAGGUGGCCAGGCAGCUUCGAGUGGAAAAGGAGAGAGAGGAAUCUCUGGCUCAUCAGAAACAAGAGCAAAAGAACCAGCUCUUUCAGGCUGAACAAAGGAGGCAGAGGUGUCAGAUCCAACUAAAAGACUUGCGACAGGCAGCAGCAGAUGCCAAGCCUGAGAGCCUGGUGAAGAGACUGGAGGAGGAGAUUAAGUUCAACUCCUACAUGGCAUCAGACAAGCUGCCCAAGGAGCUGGAGCGCAUCCGGAGCAAAGUGCACUACCUGCAAAAGGUGGCAUCUGAGCCGGCCAUGGGCCACGCCGAGCUGGAUGAGCUGGAGGAGAAGAUUAAAGAGCUAAACCAGAUAAACCAGGAAAUAGAGAAGAAGAUGUCCAGGACUGACCCCAUGGAUGAUAAUCUCACUCUGUACAGACAGCAGGCCUCUAUCAUAGCGCGUAAGAAGGAGGCGAAGGCGGAGGAGUUGCAGGAGUCGAGGGAGGAGAUGAACUCCAUCACAAGAGAACUGAAUGCUAAGAGUCAGGCUGUGGGACAGGGAGGACUCGAGAUCAUCCGUUCAGAUGAGUUUAAAAGAUACGUUGCCAAGAUGCGUGGCAAGAACAUCGUGUAUAAGAAGAGGCGUCAAGAGAUGGCGGAGCUGAAGGCCGAGUUUGGUGUCGUACAGAGGACAGAGGAGAUCCUUCGCCAGCGCCACACAGCUGCACAACAGCAUCUGCAAUCUCUGGAGGCUCAGAGAGGGAUUUCAGGGUUUAGCGAGACCCAGGAGGAGCUGGAGAGAGUCUCCACGAUCAAAGGUGAAUUGGACGAGCUGAAGGGACGCAGGUUGGACAACAUGUCCGAAAUGGUAAAGAAGAUCAAUUUGGCAAUAUCAGAGAAGAAGUCAGCUCUGUCUCCAUUAAUAAAGGAACUAAGGCCUCUUCGCCAGGAUUGCCAGGAGCUUUCCCAACAGUAUGAAGAGAAAAAAACUCUGUAUGACACUUGCGCUGCUGGUCUGGAAAGCAACCGAUCCAAACUGGAGCAGGAGGUCAGGACCCUGCGAGAGGAGACGUCACAGGGGGAAAACCGCUAUCACCAAAUCAACUGCAUGAAAGAGAUCACUGAGAUUCAAAUACAGCGGGCUGCCGACGAGAUGAAGAUCUAUGUGUCCUCUGACCUGCAGACACGGAAAAAGUCCAUCAGAGAGCAGUUCAUGAAGAACAUUGCUGAGCAGGAAUCCUUGGGCAAGAAACUUCGUGAGGAGCAGAAGCAGGUGAAGGAGAGCCACGGGCCCAACAUGAAGCAGGUGCACAUGUGGAAGGAUCUGGAACAGCUGCUGGAGUGUAAGAAGCAAUGUAACCUGCGAGCCCAGAGUCAGGCGUCCAUCGGUCAGGUGAUCCAGGAGAGUGGAGAGGACCGUCUGAUCCUCUAGAUGAGCCACACAGCCCGUCAUUAUAUAUGUUUAUUGGCUCAUGGAAUGCUUUGAUGAAACAAUGUGUGUUCAGAGAAUAUAGAGAAAUUUAAUGACUGUGCUAUUUUAAGUUUCUCUUCCUUUUUUUUUCCCCCCUCACCAGGACAAUACUCUGUACAUUUUUGGUCUUGCUUUCCAAAACGGAGUGAAAUCUCCUUUUUUGGACAUAAUUAACUGGAGUUGGGAGAUCUUUAGUGGCGAUAACCAGUGGAGCACUCUGAAUCUAAGAGAGAGAGAAAGAGAGAGAACACAUGUUCAUAGAAGUGUUCCAUGGAUAAGAGGUUUUGAAAAUUCAACAAGUCCUGUCUCCAUUUUGAUGCGUCUUUAAGAAUAGCCCUACAAUCCAUGUGUUGGAAGAUAACAGCGAACAAAGUGUUACACUUUGAACACGCCUGCACACAGUUAUUUUGGGAAACAGCAGUCAUGACCUUGGUCAGAAGAGCUGUCCAAUUUAGGAAUUCGGCUGGUCCAUCUUUUGUUGCCGUCACUGAGGGGCAGAGGUAAUCAGCAGUGCAACAUCUACAACGCCUCCCCUACCUGUUAGUGCACAUUAAUGAGUUUUUGAUUUGGGACAGUUGUAUAAUUUAACAGGAAAAAUUCAGCUGUUUGAAUAAUUUAUCGAACGAGUUAUGUUUUUUUCAAUAUACAUUUUAUAAUUUUUUGUUGAAGAUUUUGUAAAACUCUAACUAUAAAAGCAGUAUGUUUACGCAACAUUAGACAAUUUAUCAAGCAUUUAAGCAUUGCAGUUUCUUUCUUUGGCCAGAAAGUGGCGAAUAAAACGUGACUUACAGUA
Messenger RNA from Silurus meridionalis, 3175 nucleotides. RefSeq names its product intraflagellar transport 81 homolog (gene ift81). Gene Ontology annotation, molecular function: tubulin binding. The record is from RefSeq and is a predicted model, not a curated record. NCBI's taxonomy places the organism in Eukaryota, Metazoa, Chordata, Actinopteri, Siluriformes, Siluridae. The coding region runs from base 319 to 2343 and encodes 674 amino acids. Gene Ontology annotation, biological process: intraciliary transport; cilium assembly. The transcript is spliced from 18 exons. Gene Ontology annotation, cellular component: intraciliary transport particle B; centrosome; cilium.